Molecule: messenger RNA, 2189 nt
Organism: Lolium rigidum
Lineage: Eukaryota; Viridiplantae; Streptophyta; Magnoliopsida; Poales; Poaceae
Product: BTB/POZ domain-containing protein POB1-like
Exons: 5
Coding region: 95-1813 (572 amino acids)
Biological process (GO): response to red light
Cellular component (GO): nucleus
Molecular function (GO): protein binding
Source: RefSeq, a predicted model, not a curated record
CAAAACAAAUCCAUUCCCGACCAAUCAUUAGGGUUUCCGCUUCCUCCUCCUCCAUCUGCGCUCCUACGUCGACGGGGCGCGCCGACGGACGGCGAUGGCUCCGCCCAAUUAUGAGUUCGCCUUCAACUCCAAGGCGUACUCCGACCGCACGCUGGUUCUGGAGAUCGUCGCCGUCGGCGGCUCCUCCCGAUCCGGGUCCGGUGACGGCUCCGUCCACGAACGCUCCGAUUCUACCGCCGUCCACCCAAGGUGUCUUGAUGUCGACGCCAACAAGUCAUCGCCCGGAUCGGGAAUCCACUCCAGCCCCGAGAGCAACCACCCCAAAAAGCGUCCUCGGCCCGACGAUGAAGCUGUAGAAGCCACCCCCAAGGGCGACUACCCCCAAAAGCGUCCUAGGGCCGACGAUGAAGCUGCGGGAAAAAAUGGAGAAGAAGAUGAAGAAGAGAAGGAAAAUGGAGAAGAUGAGGAAGAAGUGCAGGGAGAAGGAACCCCUGUGUUGCGCGUUGAACAGAUGAGAGUAAGCUCGGUCAUUUUAGCUGGCGAGAGUCCCUUUUUUCAAACGCUUUUUGACAACAACUCAUUCAAGGAAUCAGGUGCAGCAGAAGUUAAGCUUAGGCUUACCACAGAAGAGGUGGAUGCUUUGAGAGAAUUGGUCUUUUUCAUGUACUGCAGGAGGCUCAACACUACUGAUCCGGUCAAGAUAAUCGCAGUACUUGGUGCUGCCGAUAAGUUCCAAGCCGGGGCUGCAGCCCAGCAUUGCAUUGCGUUACUUCAGCAAACACCCAUGACUACUGAGAUCGCUCUGAUGUACUUGGAACAUCCUGUGUCUACGGACCUCCUCAACCUUUUUAAGCCAGUCAAGUCAUAUGCUUCCUCAUAUUUUGCUAAAAAGUUCAGAAAUGUAUUCAAAUCCAAUGAUGAGCUGAUGACAAUGCCCCUGUCAGCCAUUACAGCUGUAUUUUCAAGCAGCAACAUUGUUCUACCUUCGGAAGAUCAUGUCAUCAAAUUCUUUUCGAAGUGGGUUGAAGUUCACUAUGCUGAUCUGAUCCAAAGGAAAUCUGUCUUUAACAGUGAUCUGGUACCUUUAGUGAGAUUCGUUCACCUCUCCUGCCGGCAGCUAAAAGACCUUCUUGCCCAUGAUCUGUUGGAUAUGAAGACCUUCUCAUCAUCCAUUGUGUGUGCUCUCCUUUUCAAAGUAGAUGCUUCAUUUUCCCAGUUACCUGAGUUGAGGGUACCAGGCUGGAACUACGCACCACGCUACUACAAGCUGAAGGCGCUCAAGGUUACACAUUUUCAAAAGCCCGUUUAUCAGUCCGUCUGUUAUAUGGAUCUGAAACGUGAAGAAUGCCUUAUACUGUUUCCAGAGCACCAGUUCAUUUCAGAGCCUUUCACAAUUGCAACGAAUCAAAUGAUCUUGAAGGCAAGAUGUAGUCAACAGGAAGGUACUGGGCAUGUAUUUGGUUUGUGUGUUGGCAUAGGCAAUUUUACGCAGCCGGUCACGUGUAGAGUUGAGAUAUCUGUUAGAAGACCUCAUGGGCUAUUUCAGACAGAUUUUAGGUCCGUGUCAACCUUUAACAGCAGUGAUCAAUUGAUUGGUUCUACGAGUCUGAUUCCAUGGGCUCAGCUUACGGCCGAAAACAGCCCCUGGUGGAUCAAUGGUACACUGCAUCUGAGGGUAGAGGUUACCUUGAUGCAGCCCCAGCAGCAGCAGUUCCAUCAACAGGCUCAUCAGCAGCAGCUCCACCAACAGCUCCAACAGCCACCCCAGCAGCUCCAUCAGCUGCCCCAUCAGCUCCAGCAACAAAUAGUCUGAUUUUGUUGAUCUCUUUGCUUGAAGUACUAAUUAUUGUGGGUCACUUAUUAGCUGCGCAUGUGGUUAAAUAUGAGACACUGCCCAUUAUAUAUAUGCUUGAUAAACUUUUCACCUCUUCCUAAUUUAUGUAGCAAGCACCUUUACUCUGCAACUUGUUACCAAUUGGAGCUAUUAGUAUUCUCAUAUGUUACUGGAAAUGGUUAUCACUUUGUAGUAAUUUAAUUCCUUGGUAUCUUGGAUAAACCCUUUCUGUCUGUUGUAUAUAUAGUCAGGGAUUCCUUUGAUGUAUGGUGUGAAACAAUAUGUGUCAGAUUGAGACAGAAUUAUAUUUAUUUGUUUCUAGGGGAAGGCAAUAUAAUUUUUGUUUCUUGCCUAA